AUGCCACCAAAAGAAUGGAGCGACCUCGAACUUCAGAUAGCUGGAGCCUUGAGUGAGCACCACUCCCAAUAUCCUUUCAAUUUUCACAGCACUAAUACUUUCCACCAGACACCGGCAAAGCGCGUAAACCCGAUCUCACAGGCCCACUUCACCCCCUCUUCAAACCAGAACGGUGGAGAUACUAUAACAAACUAGACUACGACCUCCUCCUCCCAUCCAUGCAUCUAGCAAGCAACCUCCUAGAAGUCGGCCUCCCAUACAUCGCCAACUUCCUCCCGAGCGAGCAAUACGAAAAAGUGAAAAACGGACCCUACGAUGAAAUCGACCUGCAAGAGGACGGCAACACGAGAAAGGCCGGCGAAUUCCUCGAAGCCCUCGCCGAGAACGUGACCUGGGAACUGAACGCGGAUAUGUUCCACACCAUGAAUGCUUGGGGGAUGAAUAUCCUCACCGACCAGCGCCAACCGUGGCACCACGAGACGUGGGAGGAGAUCAUCGACCAUGAUCGCCAAGCGCAGCAGGAGGAGAAUCCGAGUCCCUUGCGACGUAUCACGAUUGGAAUUGCGUCACAGUAUAUUGAAUAUCUUUCGGGAACGCGGGACGAUAGCGAGCAACAUAUCCGAGCCAUCUGGCACGCGGCCAUCACCAUGGUCCACGAGAUUGGACAUUUCAUCUGGAACUGUCGCUUUACCAACAUCGCCUUGCCCGAUGGCGAGCCCUAUGUAGGGGAUAUGUGUGUAGCCGAGUUGGGAACGGCGUUCAUUUCGUGGAUGUUCAGCGGGCAUACGCCUAACACCAUUGCCACGGACAAACUGAGCAACCCCUUCCUACGACCGCUCAUCUGGCGAAAGGAAAAGACCCUGGGGGAUCUGGCAAAGCUUGGACCCGGGAAUCGUCCUCAUUACGUGACGUAUUGGUCUAUGACCAGCAAGUAUCUCGAAGACAUGCUCUCGCAAAAGUUCUGGAGCGACUUGGGGGGCGUGAGGGAGGGGAAUUUCGCCCAGAAGGCAAAACUUAAGAUACGCCCCGGUAUGAUUACCGGGAAACCCAAGCCCGCAACGGCGUUCAUCCGCGACUGGGAAUUGGUUCAGAAUCUCCCGGUAUGGAGGAUCGAGGGGAGAGAUAGAACUCCCCGACCCGACUCGCUGAGGGUUCUCCUCACGAAAGCCGAGAAGCAGUUGGCGCGAUUGGAAAUGAAGGAGGAAGAAGAAGCCAGGAUGGAGAACGUGGUUGCGGCUGGCAUCGAAGAUCCACAAUGGAUGAGGAAUCGAGCGCGCAUCAACGAUGGGGUUAUUCUCCCGGACAUUGACGUGACUCUUUACAAAGAGGAUACGACAUAUGAGGGAGAAGUGAGAGCGUUUUAUGAUCCGGAGAAACCGCCCCAGAUCCAGCAAACCGAGACGAUCGAAGUGAGAUUCUGGUCUCUCCCUGAGAACCAUCCGUCUGGCCUCACAGACAAAUCAACAAUCUACAAUGCCUACGAACGCUGGAAAUACGGACUGGAAGCUCCGCUAGAUGGACAUAGCCUGGAGGAUGUAAAGGCUGUCAUAGAUACCACAACACACCGUAACAUCUUGAACCGCUUUACUCGUGCCCAGGCACUGGAAUUCGUCAAGAUCCGUCGUCUGGGUGCCUUCCAAAUCCCACCCGAGAAAUGGCUACAGGACCAGAAACUCUCACUUGAGAAAGACAGCAUCACACUCGCUCGAAUCGAGUUUUUCCUCCUUGUCAAACUGGUCAGGCACUAUGAGAAACGGCCCUCCCUAACCAUCGACGAGAAGAUCGUCUCAUCCUGGUGCUGCGGCCGCAUUGUCGAUAUCGCGAGAAGCAAAGUCCUGGCAUAUUGGAACGUGAAAUCCAUGUACGCGCGAAUUCCAGAAGACAUUCGCAACGAGAACCCCUACGAGGAAGGAGAAGACGAGAAAGCGCAUAUGGAAAACACGAUCCGGUACUGGUACCAAAACAAGCAAAGCGUGUACUUCGAGACGCUCAAGAUGCGACUGGGUAGCAAGGAGAGGGUCGAAAACGCGCUGUGGGCGCUAUCGAUGGGUAUUCAUACGGAUCCCAACCGCUCCAUGCCCUCAUGGAGCGUGGAAGACCUGCGCGAGUAUUUGACGAGGAACAAGCUCCCGACCUGGGGCGACUAUGCGGCAUGGGUAGAACGCUACUACGCCUGGGAGUACGAGACGAAAUACGGGUAUCCGCGUUAUCGACCGCUCUUGAAAGACCUCCGGGAUCGUUGGCGAAGCCCUGGCGAGGAGAUGUACGUCUUCCAAGUGGAUCCACGACAGACUUCUGUUCACGCUCUCAAGAGCACACUCUAUACCACAGGUCAUUUCCCUGCGGAUUGCAACCUCGUUCUGCGCAAUUUCAACGGCGGACCUCGUCCACUUAAAGACUCUGACCCCCUCAGUGUCGCCUUGGAAGAAAGAGACGGAGUCCUAAACAAGAUCCUCAUCUGCGAAGUCGACGAACCCGUCCCUCGCUACAUCAUGGACCAAAAACUCAAAGGGAACACCCAACCCACCCUCUGGAACCGUCCCCAAGCCCUCCACCGCCUCACCGCCAACCAGCGCAAGGAAGAACUCGUCCACGCUCGCUACAACUCCGAACAAAUCCCGCCGCUCAACACGAAACUCACGCUGCAAGAGCGAUUCGCACACAUCCAAACGUCCGCCACGCUCUUAGACCAGGCCAUGCAGCCCGACAACGGGAAUUUAAAGGCGCAGACAGGGUCGGCAAUGGCUGCUUCGGCUCUGCUUGAGCAGAUGGAGGAUUACGAGGAUCUGCUUGAGAAGCGUUUGAGGGGUGGGAAGUCCACGCGAGGUGAGUUGUUGGAUAUGUUGGCGGAGGAGGAAGAUCGUAAGAAGCGGAAGAGUCACAUGAGGGAUUUCGUCAGCGGACUCAAGAGAAGGAAUAUCGGGCUGGGAACCAAGAGUCGAUUGGGGAAUUGGGAGGAAGAUGUUCUGGCGCCGUGGAAGCCGGAAGAAACGGAAGGAAGUGCGUAUUCCCCGGCGAAGGGAUAUUCAGCUGCGAUGAAAAGAUCAUCGGCUUCCGUGACGAGACCUAGUGUGACGAGGGAGAAGAUCUAUGUCGUCCCAAGUGGUGGAGAAACAGACACUGAUGAACCGAUUGUGGUUGACUUGGAUCCUGAUGAUGAGAUGGUGACGGCGGAUGAGGCUGUGGGCGAGGAUGAGAAUAUGGAGGGUGAAGAGGAUGACGAGGAAGAGGAAGAGGAAGAGGUAUCUUCAACCGAGUAUCAAUCUCUAUGA
This is a messenger RNA of Hymenoscyphus albidus, 3272 nucleotides long. NCBI's taxonomy places the organism in Eukaryota, Fungi, Ascomycota, Leotiomycetes, Helotiales, Helotiaceae. The record is from the annotation of a GenBank genome assembly.